AUUCUUUUUUCCGUGAAGAUACAAUAGAACGUUGCACUGACAUUUCUUAUCAUUAGUUCAAUUGAACUGCAGACACAUUUAGAAUCCCAUAUCUACAAAGAUGUCGCUAGCACUUGGUUUGUCUGUGUUGCUAGUACUAGCAUUAACUAAUGCCCAGCCUGGAGUGAAGAAUCAAGAUGUUCUGAACUUGUAUAGUAAAAGUUUCAAUGGUGACGGCACAUAUUAUGGUGAAGGUAUCGGAGGUACCUGUCAAUAUGGACGACCUUUACCACAUGCUGCAACAGAUCCUAAAAUAUCGGCUCUGGUAGCCCUCAACAAACCCCAGUUUUUAAACUCUUUGACAUGUGGAAUCUGCUUAAAGGUAACUGGAAGUGGACACGGGUCUGGUGCUAACCCCAUCACAGGAGAACAUAUAGUUUUUGUCAAAGACUUGUGUCCGGAGUGUCACGAAGGCUCUGUGGACUUUGCUCUCAAUGGCGAUGGUCGUUGGUCAAUAUCUAUGAGAGCUGUCCAGUGCCCAGUUGGAAGUAGCACGAUUCAAUACGCUUUCCAGGGAAGUAAUCCUUAUUAUUUGAAAUUGCAGAUCAGAAAUGCAAGAAUACCUAUUACUGGAGUCCAAGUACACAGGAAUAACGUCUGGGUGACAAUGCACCAUAGUGGAGACGGCUACUGGCUUUUGAACGAUAGUCAAGCAAUGCCGGCUGGAGCUUUUGGGAUCCGCCUGACAGCAGCCAAUGGUCAUGUCUUAGAAGACACGGUACCGAGAAUAGAUAAUGAUCACAUCUUAGAAGGAGGUCACCGGGUUCAAGUUCCAUUGGAUCCCUCACUGCCUCAAGCGUAAACAACUAUGCACGUACCUAUUCAAUAAGAAGUCAAUGAAAUACAAUUUUAUUUUAUUCAUGAA
Molecule: messenger RNA, 904 nt
Organism: Biomphalaria glabrata
Lineage: Eukaryota; Metazoa; Mollusca; Gastropoda; Planorbidae
Exons: 7
Coding region: 101-841 (246 amino acids)
Source: RefSeq, a predicted model, not a curated record